AUGGCUACAAGUAAAGGUGGCUCGAGUUCAGAUUUGCUUUUAAACGUUACUGAAAAUAAAGAAUUACCAGAAUCAACUGCUGAUGAGGGUAAAUUGCGUCCAAAAUGUCAGAUAAAACUGACUGAAAAAGGUAAAGGAUACCAAAUUGAACUAUUGCAACGGAAUAGAUCUAUAGCCCAUGGAAAAUUAUUGGUAAAUAUUAAGGGGGUGAAUGGUAUGCUAAAUGACGGUGCUAGCAUUGAAAAACUGGAGCAAGCCAGAGAUGCUUUAGACCUUGAAAUGGAAAAUUUUGGUGAAGCACACAGCAAGUAUAAUUGUAUGUUGUCAUCCCAGAAGACAAAGAUCAAUCCUACCAAUGGUUUGACACUAGAAAUAGAGAAUACUAUCGAUGUAGACUUAAGGUAUGUGAGCGGAUUCAUGCUUUAGAGAGAGAGUUAUACAGUAAACCGAACAGUAUUAGAUCAAGUAUGCGGUCUAAGUCAUCAAGUUCCUCUCCCCAUUCGAGAAGGGUAAAAGCAGUAGAAACCGCAGCAAAGCUGGAAGUAGAGAUGAAGUUUCUUGAUCAGGAAACUGAACUUAAAAGGCUUCAGAUACUGAAGCAAAUUGAAAUGGCAAAUGCAGAGGAGAGGGCAAUGUUAAAAAUUCAAGAAGAGGAAGUGGCAAUACCUUCCUAUGAUGAUAUAAAUAAGAACAUAGAUAAAGUAGUUCCUGGUAACUUUUCAAGCGAUUUAAGUAAGAAGACUAGUGAACAAAUGCCAAUUACAAGUACAAGUACAGGCAAGAAGCAAGAGCAUACAAGCCAUCUAGACCCAGAUGCCCCACCCUUUCACAUUGAUGCAACCCCCCAAAAAUAGUUCAUGAUUCAACUUCAGAAACAUGCCCAGUCACCAAUAAUCAAGUGGAACAAUCUGAAGCGACUUCACCAUUAACCAGUACCCAUCUUAGUGACGUCACCCUACAAGAAAUGAUUAAACUUCAAAUCAAGCAAACUGAAUUAAGUGCUAUGAUUGCAGAGCAACAACGAAUGCAAUCUUUGCCAGUACAGGAACCACCAACGUUCAAUGGGAACUCCUUUGAUUACCCUGUCUUCAUGCGAGCUUUUGAAACUAUUAUUGAAAAUAAAGUUCCCGGUGAUAAAGAAAGGCUGUACUUUCUAAACAAGUACACUAUCGGAAAGGCGAAUGAAAUAAUUAAGGCAUAUGUGACAUUAAAUUCUGAUAAUGGUUAUUAGGAAGCCAAGAAGAUCCUCUCAAAGCGUUUCGGGGAUCCUUAUCUCGUGUCUGAAGCUUAUAAAUCAAAAUUGAAAGCCUGGGCACCAGUAAAUGAAGGUGAUAGUAAAGGCCUGCAAGAACUGUCUGACUUCCUGUUACGUUGCGAAGAAGAUAUGAAAACAAUGAAGUUUAUGGAUGAUCUAAACUGUACUGAAACCUUGAAACAGAUUAGCGCGAAGCUUCCAUCUUAUUCCGGGAUGAAAUGGUGUCGUCAUGCUUUCGAGCUUAGAAAAAAGACAAGCGCGUUGGUUCAAUUCCAUGACUUGGUUUUGUUCGUACGAGACGAGGCUGAACUUGCAACUGACCCUGCCUUUUCUCCCUGUGCACUUAAGGAGAAGCGUAAAAGGGAAAGCAAGAAAGAGGAAAGAACAAGACCAGUGAAGAAACCAUUAGCUGGUGGUAACAGCCUUGUGACCUAUGGUAAGGAGAAGAGUCAAGAUGUUGAAACAAAGAAUAGACAAAAGAAAGACUGCCCUUGUUGCUCAGAAGAUCACUAUCUUAACGGCUGUCCCAAAUUCUUGAAAAUGGACAUAAUGAAAGAAAGGAUCUCGUGAAGACGCUAAGAUUAUGUUUUAGCUGUUUGGGUCGUGGACACUUGUCUAAGAAUUGUAAGCGUAAGCUAACGUGCAAGGAAUGCAAGAAACCCCACCCGACAUCUUUGCAUUACCCGCCAAAGGAGAAGCAACCGGAAGAGACAAAGGAGUCAAAAGAUGAGAGUAAAGAUGCAAACAGUUGUGCUAGUGUUUCCCAGUUUUCAAAGAAUUGUGAAGAUAUCACCAACUGUAUGAUUCUACCAGUUCUUUUACACCACAAGGACAAUCCAGACCGUGAAAUUAUGUGAUACAACGCAAGUGAUACAACCUUCGUCGCAGAGAAAGUUCUUGAAGACCUUGGAAUCACAGGAAUUGAAGUUAAGCUUAACCUCUUCACAAUGCUCGGAAAAGAAGAAAUUCCUACACAAAGAGUUAAUGGUCUCGUAGUAAGGCGCGUUGACAAAAAGGUUGAUAUCCCACUUCCAAAGGCGUAUUCGAAGGAGAGGAUUCCCUUCCGACGAAACCAAAUACCUACAUCAGAAGCCUCAGAAGCCCCUGCUGGCAAGAUUCAUCCCUAUCAACCAGAUAUUGAUGCCGGAAUUUUGAUUGGAUGUAACUGUCCGAGAGCACUCAAACCUCGAGAAGUGAUCCUGGGAAAGGGAGAUGACCCGUACGCCAUUAGAACACUUUUGGGAUGGGGAAUAAUAGGUCCCGUUAGUGAACCAAUCAGUCAUGAUGAAAACGAAGAUCUCGCAACCUGCAACAGGAUCGUCACAAGAGAAAUUUCCGACGCAGGAAACGCAAAACAUGCUUUCGUUGUGAAUACCAGAAGCAAAGAAGUUAUAACCCCCCUGGCUGUACAGAAAAUGUUCGAAGCUGACUUUUCCGAACGUAGCAUUGGAGAACAGGGACUGUCCAAAGAAGAUCGAAGAUUUAUGAAGAUAGCAGAAGAUGGUGUUGGUCAUUGUGACGAUGGACACUACGAGAUGCCACUACCUCUGAAACAGCCAAAUCCCGAAUUGCCCAAUAAUCGCCAGUUAGCUAUGCGUCGUCUAAACCAGCUGAAAUAAAGGUUUUCGAAGGAUGCACGAUACAAAGAGGACUAUGUGAAAUUUAUGAACGACAUGAUUGCGAAGGGAUACGCUGAACAAGCUGCCCCAGUAAAUGCAAAAGGUGACAAGAAAAUCUGGUUUAUCCCCCACCAUGGAAUAUACCAUCCGAAGAAGCCUCAGAAAAUACGUGUUGUCUUCGAUUGUUCGGCAGAGUUCGAAGGUCAGUCGCUGAAUCGGAAUUUGUUACAAGGUCCUGAUCUGACAAAUAAUUUGGUGGGAGUACUCGGUAGAUUCAGAAAGGAGCCAGUUGCAGUGAUGUGCGACAUUGAGUCAAUGUUCUGUCAAGUGAGAGUAGCUGAACAACAUCGCGACUUAUUACGCUUUCCAUGGUGGAAGAACGGUGACUUCUCGAAAGAGCCUGAGGAAUUUAGAGUGACAGUGCAUUUUUUCGGUGCUGCUUCGUCUCCCGCCUGCGCAAACUUUGCACUUAAGCGCACGGCACAAGACAACGAAGAAGGCGUAGGCUUGGAACCAGCGAACUUUCUUCGUAGAGACUUUUAUGUGGACGAUGGCUUGAAGUCUCUACCAACUGUCGCAGAAGCAGUGAAUUUGAUACAUGGAACCAAAGAAAUGUGCAAACGUGGAGGCUUCAAUUUGAACAAAUUUGCUUCAAACGAGAAAGAAGUGAUUGAUUCAAUCCCGGUGGAAGAUAGAGCAGAGGGAAUCAAAGAAAUUGAUUUGGAUUGCGAUCCCUUGCCAGUUGAACACGCUCUUGGAGUACAGUGGUGCAUCGAAAGUGACGUGUUUCAAUUCAGAAUAACGCUGAAGGAUCGUCCGUGUACUAGAAGAGGGAUACUGUCGACAAUCAGUUCAGUUUAUGAUCCCUUAGGAUUCCCGGCUCCAGUGCUUCUUGAAGGAAAAUGUUUGCUGCAAAUGCUUUGCAAAGACAAAGUAGAUUGGGACGACCCUGUUCCUGACCACGUGAGAUCUAGAUGGAAGAAAUGGAUUUCAGAACUUCUUCAUGUCGAAAGCUUAUCAGUACCACGAUGUUACAAGCCCACGAGUUUUGGUAAUAUUACCAAUGUCCAGUUGCAUCAUUUCUCGGAUGCGAGCAAUCGGGGAUGCGGUCAAUGUUCAUAUCUAAGGUUGGAGAAUGAUAAAGGCGAUGUCAACUGUGCCUUCGUGAUGGGCAAAGCUAGAGUGACUCCACUUAAACCUGUGACGAUACCGAGACUUGAGUUAACAGCGGCGGUAGUGUCGGUCAAAGUCAGUGAACAGUUACAGACAGAGCUAGAGUAUGAAGAAAUGGUGGAAGACUUCUGGACCGACAGCAAAGUUGUACUCGGGUACAUAGCAAAUGAAUCAAAGCGAUUCCAUGUAUUUGUAGCAAACAGGGUUCAACAGAUCCAAGAGAAAACAAUUCGAGAACAAUGGCAUUAUGUUGACACAAAGUCUAACCCUGCAGACGAUGCAUCCCGUGGUAUUCGAAUGCAAGACCUUGUUGAUGAUUCUCGUUGGAUAAAUGGCCCUGCGUUUCUGUGGAAAGAUGAGUCGCAUUGGCCGACAGCGGGCAGCGAGAGAGAGAAGGGUUGUGAAAUUGCUCCAGACGAUCCAGAAAUCAAGAAAGCUGUAUCACUUGUCACCGAAACCAAAGUAUCCUAUCCCAGCUUUCUCAGUCGAUUACAAUAUUUUUCCAAUUGGUAUAGAGCAAAGGCAGCCGCACGUUAUCUACAUCAAGUGAAGCAACGAGCAGGCAAAGGUCGGUUGAAAGAGAAUAUAAAUUCCUCACCUUACACAGGCUGAAGUGUUGAUCAUAAAAGCGGUACAGUCUGAGGAAUUUGGAAAGGAAAUCGAGAUACUGACCUCCCUCAAAACGGAACAACAUCCGAGUAAGAGUACCAAAAGAAACAUUCAACUUAAUAAAACGAGUUCCCUUUAUAAGCUUGAUCCAUUUGUGGACGAUAACGGUAUUCUUCGAGUUGGUGGUCGUUUACGAAGAGCCAAUCUAAGCGAGAAUCAUAAGUUUCCCAUCAUACUUCCUAAGAACAAUCCCGUGAGCAACUUGAUUGUCCGAGAUUUCCAUGAGAGAGUAAAGCAUCAAGGUAGAGGUAUAACCCUUAACGAAAUCAGAUCCAAUGGUUACUGGAUUAUUCAAGGAACAGCAGCUGUUUCCAAGUGUAUAGCAGGUUGCACAGUAUGUCGUAAGCUUCGAGGAACUACACAAGGACAGAAGAUGGCAGACCUGCCAAUUGAUCGAGUGGAACCCUCGCCUCCGUUCACGUAUGCAGCAGUGGACUACUUUGGUCCUUGGAUCAUUAAAGAAAAAAGAAAGGAAUUAAAGAGAUAUGGUGUCCUUUUUACCUGUUUGGCGUCAAGAGCUGUACACCUAGAAAUUGCACACAGUCUUAGCACAGAUUCAUUCAUUAAUGCUCUUCGUCGCUUUGUUUGUCGAAGAAGUCCAGUACGGCAAUUGAGAAGCGAUCAGGGAACCAACUUCGUUGGUGCGAAAGGAGAACUUAAAGACGCCAUAUCCGAACUUGAUCAUGAGAAGAUUAGUUCAGAAAUGCUCAAGCACCAUUGCGACUGGGUAGUAUUCAAGAUGAAUGUCCCAAGUGCUAGCCACAUGGGUGGCAGUUGGGAAAGACUAGAAUAGUUAUUUUUUCCCUCGCCUUCCCUUUUCCCCUUGCACGCGUCCACCUUUGGUACUGAUCUAUAUAUAUAUAUAUAUAUAUGUAUAUAUAUAUGUAUAUAUAUAUAUAUAUGUAUAUGUAUAUAUAUAUGUAUAUGUAUAUAUAUAUAUAUAUAUAUAUAUAUAUAUAUAUAUAUAUAUAUAUAUAUAUAUAUAUAUAUAUAUAUAUAUAUAUAUAUAUAUAUAUAUAUAUAUAUAUAUAUAUAUAUAUAUAUAUAUAUAUAUAUAUAUAUAUAUAUAUGGAUAUACCUAUUCGUCCCUAUAAAAUUGAAAUUCAAAUAACGACUGGCGACGAGUCUGGGAAAAUCAUAAUUGUACUCAGUGAUUGUACUGCAAUACAAUUAAUGAAAUAAUUGUACUCCUCUCAACCAAUCAGCAUCCAGUAAUUUUAUCAUGCUAAUAAUAAAUAAUGUAAUCUACAAUUUUCUCCAUAUAACUUCGAACUCAACUUUUUGUGAUAGCAUACUAUCUUCACACUGCCAUAUGGCUGGUAUUUUGGGUGUAAAACCGGUGUCACAGGAAUUUCCCGGGAAUUGUCAGGACAGGUGUCUAAAUCGGAAAAAAACAUUUUUCUUCUCCUGCCUACACGCGUAAAAAAGCUUUAGUUUUGCAGAGUUAAAUUCUCAAACGUGUAAGGCAAUAAUAAGAUGAAAGUAUCACGAAAUUAUUUGAAUAAACCACAUCGCAUAUAUGGGGGGCGAAUGUCCUAAAAAGGGGCGAUAUUCCUAGGGUAUUCGCCCCACCCCCUGGGAGGCGAUAUUCCUAGGAUAUUCGCCCCCGGGGGCGAUAAUAUCGCCACGUUUUGAGGGGGGGGGGGCGAAUUUCCUGGGGGGGCGACCUUUUAAAAAUUCUAUCUUGCCCCCCCCAAAAUUUGAGUUUGCCCCUCAAAUGCCCCCCCAAAUUUGGAAGCCUGGCGCCGCCACUGAGUACAGUACAGUACAGUACAGUACAGUACAGUAGGCUCAGCGUUUUUGGCCGUGUAGAAUUGAACAAACUAACUGAACAAACUAAAAAACAAAACAAUAUCGACAUCAUGCCACGUCAAAUUUGAGCACCACACUCUCGUAAAAAGCGCACAUGUUCUGGUGUUAAAUAAUAUGGCAGACAAUUUGGUACAGUUACGCAGGCAGGGUUAAAAUAUGGCUGCUUCAUCUUGAGGCAACUCAAAUUUACAUGGAAAUAUGCAUUUUGUUCUUUGAACAUCAACUGUCCAUCAGGAGUAUUAGGGUUAGGAAAACCUCUAUUCAUACGUGUAAUAAUCGUCAAAUCAUACGGUGGACUUGCGAUAAUCCCGCCGAGUUUUAACGAUUGGGAACACCCAAAACAGGUGAGAACUAAAGGAGGACAACACUGCAAAAGACUAAGAACAAAUGUCCGAGGUGCAUAAACUGGCUGUUGCAUUGACGUCAUAUAACGUAGAAGAAACUAUCCUAACAUAAAACUAAACCCUAACCCUAAUACUAACCCUUACCCAGUAACCCUAACCUAACCCUAACCUAAACCCUAACCUAACCCCAACUUAUUUUAAAAAUUGAUAUAAAAACGGAAACCUUAUUUUGAAGUAUACUAUCUAGCAAUUGCCGUUCGCUGAUGGUCUAGCAAACAACGAAUUUAUCCCCAUUUCAGCGUUUUACCCCCAUUUCAGCGUUUUACCCCCAUUUCAGCGUUUUAUCCCCAUUUCAGCGUUUUAUCCCCAUUUCAGUUUCCGCUUUCCGUUUCCGCGAUUCAGUUUCAGCGUUUUAUCCCUACCCACAUUCGGUGUUGAUAUACAGUUAUAUCAACACGAGUGGGAAUUAAUUGGGAAAACGAGAAAUUGUGUGGAAUCACGAAGCCCGAAGGGCGGAGUGUUUUCACACAAUUUCGAGUUUUCCAAAUUUAAUUUCCAUGAGUGUUGAUAUAACUUUGAAAAACACAAAGAAAAAUCAUAAGCGUGUCGUACUUUAUAUGUGAUAAAAAAACAUGUUAAUUUACAUAAACUUUAGCUUUGAUUUUCUCGGUUUAGACAAAGAACCAAGAAUUUAAGAUGAUAAGAACCAAGAAUUUAAGAAAAUAUUUUAUUUAGACCCCCUUUAAAUAAGAACCUGUUCAGGCUAGAACUUCAAAACUGAUUCUUAUAUUAUCAAAUAUAGAGUCAAAAUUAAGUCAUAAGUUAGUAAAGUUACAAUCAGUGUAUAGCUUUAAGUGCAUAUAGGGUUGGUAUCGAUAAUGCAUAUACUGUCAUUUUUUAGAAGAAAAAGAAAUAAGUGCAUAUAGGGUUGGUAUCGAUAAUGCAUAUACUGUCAUUUUUUAAAGAAAAUUAGAAACUAUUUAAGUACCUGUUUAGCCUAAUUUCCUGGUAAGCAUGCACCAUUUAUAUAAGAAUCUGUUUUUAGCCUAACUUGGAAAAUCUAGGUUCUUAUAUGGGGAUUUCCUGUAUUGUAUAUUGUGUUGUACAUACGUUAUACUGAGAACAUUUCAAAAACUCUCUUGAACGAUUUGAACAAAAAACAGACCUGCAUUCUUUUCACUCCAAGAACUUCAUCCUUCAGCUCAUCAAGAACGUUAGACAACGCCACUGGUUCCAAAAAUGCAUCUGUUCUUCUUUUGUUAAGCAGUAUUAAGAACACGAAAAUCCGUAACAUAACUGGCUUCUGGAUAAUAUCUCAAGACGUUGUAUUGACCAUAAGAAAGCUUUUACAGCUUUUUGUUUAACAGAACUUUACAAUAGCAGAGUGAGGCAACUCUAAAGAAAGUCACGAUGCACGAAAAUGAGAGCUCCCUACAGAUUUGUCUAAUUUAAAUUACAAUAGGCCAGGUUUUCUCUAUAAUAUUUGAUCAGAUUAAAGACACAAAUAGAAACUAAGAAAUUUUAAUUGCCUGAAAAACAAAAUGAUGGCAUGAAAGGCGGAAUGACUCUGCGGAAUGGCAUGCGGAAAUACGUAAUGGCAUGCGGAAUGAGUUGCAGAAUAACAAAUUACAAUCAAGUAUAGAACAGAGGGGACUUUUCAUCGAGUAGAUCAUCGUGUUAUCAAGUCAAGGAUAAUGACAUACUUUAACAUAAAAGAGUAAUGAUAAAGGGUAGAUUUUGAAUAAAAUACGAAUAUCUGUACUGGUGAUAUCUAUACUGAUGAUAAAGGGUAGAUUUUGAAUAAAAUACGAAUAUCUGCAUACAAGAUCUGACCGUUACUAUGAAGCACUCGAUACUUUCUCCAACAACAUAUUGCGCUUAAUUUUUUACAAAAUUAAAAAUAUUCACAAAUUAAAAAUAUGAAAAUGUAGCUUGCAUUACAAAGAAAUGUUGGCUUACCUAAGUUAUACCUUACACGUCGAUUAAAGCCAAGUAAAGCCUUUUCAAAGACGCGUUAAACUACACUAGAGGCCACAUGGCGGUAGAGAACUCGACGAAGUAUUCAGGAUAUUUCAUGCUGCAUAGCCAGUUUAAACGCUGCUGUGUACUAUUCCUGUGAAUUAUGAUGCCUAACACACCGGCAUAGUACAAAACAUGGACUGGACCAAUGGACUGGACCCAAAAUUGGACUCAAAAUUGGACCAAAAUUUGACUCAAAAUUUUAGCCAAAAUUUGACUCAAAAUUUUAGUAUAACAAGUAUAACAGUCUCAAAAGUGGAUAGGUAUUCUAUAAUCUAGCCCAAAUGACUUUCUUAUACUGUAUAAAGCCCCGCACAGACGAGCAUUUUUUCCUUGACAAGUUUUAUUGCUUGUCUGUGCGGGGCUUUAGGGGGGGGGGGGGGGAAAGGGGGGGGUGAAUAGUAUACAAAUCCGCCCAAAUUUGAAGCAAAAUCCGCGAUCCAACAAUGGUCUUGUCUAAAUUUGAAUCCGAAGCUCUACUAGCUAUCGGAAGUCACAAUCCAGGAUCCGAACUAAAUUGCAAGCUAAAUCCACAAUCCGAGCCAAAAUGUUAGAUAAAUCCGCAUUCCGCUGUAUUAAUAAGAUCCGCAAAUCCAUAUAAAAUAUUCGCCAGAUCCGAAAUCCGAACAAUUUUUUCUGUGAAAUCCGACGAUCCGAAAACCUAUUCACCCCCCCCCCCCCUUUAGGGAGACAACUCACUUAACGAGAUCACGCCGUAUGGUAGAAUUUAUAGUAAAACAUUUCAUGCGUUUUAUGUGGACAAACGGGUUGGCCUGCUUGACGAGAUCUCGCGUGAAAUGGGCAGUGAAAUAAAAUGUUGAUUACUUCUGAUAAACUUCGAUAAAUGUUGAUUACUUUCUUGAUAAACUUCGAUCAGAACUUCAAAACAUACAGAUUACAAAAAAGCACAUUGUGCCAUCACGCAGGAAUUAUGAUAUUGGGUGAUUUUAAUCAUUUUGACUACAAAACAUUAUGCCGCCAUUCCUUCUUGAAACAAACUGUUAAGAAACCUACCAGGCAAUCAGCCAUUUUAGAUUUGAUCUUAACCAAUAUGCACAAGUGGUACAACGAACCUGAAAUCUUACCAGCAAUUGGCUUGUCUGACCACCUGUCCGUUCUUGCUACUCCUGCUGUUCAAGCUAAACUACCCAAUAAUAUUAUUAAGAAAACAGUACGUAAAACAAAACCGUCUAGCAUAACAUCACUUGGAAAAUUCGUCAAGUCAUUGGACUGGAGUCACCUUUACCGCUUACCUUCUUGCCAAGAUAAAUGCGACCUUUCCUACAACCUACUUAUGUUAGGACUAGAUACCUUCCUGCCAAAGAAAAAGGUUAAAGUUCAUUGUAGGGAUAAACCAUGGAUCACUCCGGAUUUAAAAAAGCUUAUAUCAGACAGACAACAUGCAUUAGCUGCAGGAAAUCGUAAUUUGUAUAAUCAAUGUAGAAAUGAUGUCCGCAGAGCAAUAAAACAAGCAAAACCUUCCUAUUUUCAAACUCAGGUUAAACAUCUUAAGAGAGGAUGUCCACAAAAAUCAAACAUAAGGCGGCCACGACGGAAAAAUCGAUUUUGCUCAAAUUUUGCCCAGAUAUACCUUAUUAUAUCGGAAAAUGCACCAUAUAUUUUUUUAGGUCAAAUGCUUUUUUAACUUUGAGAAAAUGCCGCUUUAACACGACCACCCUAAAUCGCCAUUUUGUCUGGGAAAAUAUGCGCUGAUUUUACCGACAAAUUUCACGACGACAACCGUUUCUAAUCGAUCUAAAACCCUAAAAAUCUUGUUUUCGGUUAUUCAAAGGACCGGGUACGUGACUUACAGGAAAUCUGAGUUACUUUUAGGAAUAGAAAUAAUCGUAGUUUUGGAGCACACUAUCUUACCUCAUUUACGAUACCCUCUUAACAGAACCGAUUUUCACCAUGGGAUAAAGCUCCAAAUCGAUCAUGCUUCUACUAGUUGGCUCUUUAAUAAACAAGCUUUCAAUUGACGUAAAUACUUCUUUGGGCAAAUGAACACGCGAUAAACGACAGCGCGUUCAAAUCGUCCGUUUUUGACGUCUUGCAAGUCAAACGCUGUUAAUUUACAUACCGUCGAAGUAAACAAUUUAAUCAAGUAUUUUAAGUAUUUUACCUUUUGAUAAGAAGAUAUAUUCUUGAAUGGAGACUUUUUGGCUUUCUAAGUUUAAAAUUGGUCCAGAAAUCCCGAUAUAUUUGUGAAAUAUCAUCAUAUACAGGUAUUUUGAGAUAUAAUAUCGUUGUCAGUUGCAUGAUAACUUCAGAUCACUGUUCAAUAUUGUACUUUUAAUAGCACUAACAUACAAAGCGAUGAGCUGUUUAGGGAUUAUAUUUGUUACUAAAUUUACCAAAAUAAUUAGAACUACAACUGCUGUUUUCAGAGGUUUUGUUCCAUUUUGUCCAUAUUAUUAAAUUAAUGUACCAGUUAUGUAUCGACUAUAAUGUUUACGAAGAC
Messenger RNA from Paramuricea clavata, 11352 nucleotides. Lineage: Eukaryota; Metazoa; Cnidaria; Anthozoa; Malacalcyonacea; Plexauridae. The record is from the annotation of a GenBank genome assembly.